AAAUCGUAAAGAAAAGCCGCUAGUUCAUGAUACAUCUACUGUACCUGUUUGAUUUAUAACUAGAGAUUCAAACAUGUCGUAUGUCAGGGUAUUCUCCUAGGGUAAGGACUUGAAGCUUCUUGAAGCCACGAAGACUUUGGUGUUUGUCUACACUCGUAGAUAAGAGGGCGUUAAAAUGAUGUCAAACAGGACCAGGAAGUAAAACGAAGAAAAAAAACCCUGACUUAACGGUCUACUAGAUAAAGUAAUAGUGUAUUUGGUUUUUAAAAUACCGACGUGUAUGGAGAGCGAACUGUUACGAGACCGAGUGAUUUAACAUUAUUAUGUGUAUAUGUGUAGAAGAAUUUCGUAAGAAUUACCAUAUCUAUUGGGAAGAUACUGUGACAUGUCUGUAAGAACCCUCGGCUGGGUGUGUGAUCUCGGGGAUUUGUGAUCCUACAUCUACUACAGAUACAUUGUGCUCACUGGAUUCUGAGGUAAUACUGUUACUAAACAGAGCUUGUGCUUUCAUAAGUAUUUGACCAUUUCUGUUUACAUGUGUUGACAGGGAAAUGGCCUUCAGAACCACGUAUCAUAACAUACUCAGCCAUGACCUGAGGAAUAUCCACGCCGGAAAUGUUGAUUCACGAAUUAUACGAUCACCAUCUAAUCUUCCGAUCAUAUCUCCAUAUGUACACGCUUGUACAACAACGUCCCAGAGGAGAAAUCGGGCUCUUGAAUACAACUAUGAGCAUCGUCUGUAUGUGCCGAGAGCCCCGGCGUUUGAGGUUUUGUCGAAGGAGCGUAUAAAUGAUAUGGUCAACCGGAUGCAUAGACCGAAAACAAGCCACGCUUAUUCCGACGAUGCAAGAUCGGAGUACGACUCUGACUCGACAUUAAAUCGGCAUGUGACGUCACUUUCAGCAGCAGAUAUCAAAAGUUGCAGUGAAAGACUGGCCAAUCAACAGACGGUGGCUACAAAAGUGCGGAAAUGCCUAACCGGAAGUAUUAGAUCAAAAUCAGCAACACCGGAUAUAAGGUCAUCAUGUCCGCGUAUGACCAUGUCAAUUAGUCAAAGAUACUACCCACGUGCGUACAAGCGCUGGUAUGCAAGCCAAUCAACAUGACUUGAAUUUAUAUCAUUAUGUAAUCAGUUAUAUUUUACUACGUAAUGUAUCUAUUCGUAUAGAUGUAAUCAGUCUAUAUUUUAUUUGAAAUUAUGAUUUAGAGAUGUACAGUAUGAUGUUAGGAGUCCGCAUUAAAAUGUUAUAUAUCAUGUAUUUC
Pecten maximus is the source of this 1263-nucleotide messenger RNA. RefSeq lists its product as uncharacterized. The transcript has a single exon. The record is from RefSeq and is a predicted model, not a curated record. Bases 552 to 1106 code for a protein of 184 amino acids. NCBI's taxonomy places the organism in Eukaryota, Metazoa, Mollusca, Bivalvia, Pectinida, Pectinidae.